This is a messenger RNA of Sordaria macrospora k-hell, 1002 nucleotides long. RefSeq lists its product as uncharacterized. NCBI's taxonomy places the organism in Eukaryota, Fungi, Ascomycota, Sordariomycetes, Sordariales, Sordariaceae. The record is from RefSeq and is a predicted model, not a curated record.
AUGGAAAGCAAAGGGGCCAUGCCUGAAAAGGCCAAGGGCAAAGGAAAGGAUGUUGGGACGUCGGAGGAAACAGGCGUUGCGAGUGAUGCUGGGGGCGGGGACAAUCUGCUUUCUCGCAUCGGCAAGUCAGCAGCAUCACUACCUUCAGCUUUGUUUUCAAAAGAGAACAUGGCCGGCGCAGUUUCAGGGCUAGGCAAUGGUGAGAAGGGAGAAGGCUCACGAACGGCGGCAGCAGCAGCAGCGGCAAGGGCCACGGAAAGUCUUGAACGCGUCGGUGAGAGUUCUGCCCAGCUUCACUCUGCCUCUCAUGGUGCCGAGGCCAUCAGGUCAGCCCAAACACAAGAACAUAUUGCCACGCAAGAAGCUUCUUUCGCCGCCUUUCUCAACACCACCGAGCCACUUACGGCACCCGAAGGAUCAGUUGGAUUGGAAGGGGGUUGGCAUAUGAGAAGCAGUGAUCCGAGCUCAACAGUACCAACCAUGAACGACCAAUGGACUCAUUCUCUUCCGGCAUCCACUGUCGCCGAACAGGAAGCUCGCGAUGGCAUGGAGGUCGUAGCAUUGCUCUCGGGCGAUCUGAAUCUGGAUGCGGAGCUCGCAGGGCCGGAAGAGGAUACGAUAUCACCGGAAGACAUGGCUAGCUUGCGCAAGGCUUUAUUCGGGAACGAUCUCGACAGCAGCACAUCACCCAUAGCGUGGGAUCAUGCGCUCAACUUCAUCCCGCCCUCCUUGCUAGGGUUUGAUGGUGUUCCAACGGCGCCAGAUACGAGGGAUUUGAUGGGCACGGAAGACAUGGGCGAAGGCUGGGAAGCAUGGAUCAAUCAGUGGUCUCGUGUGUUGACCGGCUAUCACGACGAGGUUUGGGGAGAUCUGGGCGCUCUGGUGGAGGAAGCAAAGAAGGAAGUGAAACAGCUAGAGGAAGUUAAGCCGGGCGAAAGGCCGCCGGAGCCAACAGCUCUCUUGCGGCUCCGCGCCAUUCUCGGACAUUUGCGGGGAGCAUAG